This is a messenger RNA of Exophiala oligosperma, 2017 nucleotides long. RefSeq lists its product as uncharacterized. Gene Ontology annotation, cellular component: plasma membrane; fungal-type vacuole membrane. The transcript is spliced from 2 exons. Lineage: Eukaryota; Fungi; Ascomycota; Eurotiomycetes; Chaetothyriales; Herpotrichiellaceae. The coding region runs from base 428 to 2017 and encodes 529 amino acids. Gene Ontology annotation, molecular function: transmembrane transporter activity. The record is from RefSeq and is a predicted model, not a curated record. Gene Ontology annotation, biological process: transmembrane transport.
CUGACUACGACCGCCGGCCAGGUCCAGUCAGGUUUCUAGACAUAAUGGCAACGUUACAAAGUUGAACGGUGACUCACCCAACACAUUUCACUGCUUGAAACAUUUUUCGCUCCUCUCCUUUCGUAUCCUGUGCUCUCAUCUUUGCCUGGUGUCUGCUCUUUUCCUGUACCACUAGCCACAGCCUCGAGGACUUGGGACUUGGAUUUCAACGUUGCACGACCUCGUUUGGACGGAGACUAGAGUCACGACUCCACCGCUCUUUUCACCACUCAUCGCCACCGUUGUCUUGUGUCGGGCUCCUCUCUGCUUGCAUCAGUGACUUCAGGGUGAUCCUCCUUUGUCAGAGACUGGACGGCCGGUCUGCAUUCGAGUCCAGCAUACCUUGAUUUCCGCCGCAGUUUAACCACCUUCCUCCCAACUCUCCCUGAUGGCCACUAAAGCCGAUCGAUUCGACGCUGAGAAAGCGCAAAUCCAACCAUUACCUCAGCCGACUACCACCGUGUCCGGCUACCAUGCGUCCGACCACGACAGACCUGCUGAUCUGUCCUUGUCCGCCCGGUUGUCCGCGCGCCUUCGAUCCUUCGAGCAUGUUCUGCUCAAGUACAACAUCGAGACCCGUGGGAUACAACGAGUGGAGGAUCACGAAAAACAACAUAUGUCGUGGUUUACCUACCUUCAAGUUUUUGUGCUCUGGACGUCGAUAAAUCUGGCCAUAAACAACGUAACGUUGGGCAUGCUGGGCCCGGCUGUGUACGAGCUUUCCUAUACAGACUCGUCACUCUGCGCAGCUCUGGGUGCUCUCUUGGGCUCCCUGCCUGUGGCUUGGAUUGCAACAUGGGGACCACUUUCCGGGAUCCGGACAAUGGUAUGGGGAAGAUACGCCAUGGGUUGGUACCCCAGCAAGCUGAUCGUCAUUCUGAACAUCAUCGUCAUGCUAGGCUACUCUCUUCUGGUGUCCAUUAUUGCUGGGCAGGUGCUCUCAGCAGUUUCCCCGAAUGGAUCCAUGUCCGUGGUUGUUGGUAUUGUGAUCGUGGCUGUCAUCACUUGGGCGGUGACGACUUUUGGAAUUGCCGUUUUCCACUACUACGAGCGGUUUGCCUGGCUGCCCCAGCUGAUCGUUUUCUCCAUUUUGUAUGGCGUGGCGGCUAAGCACUUCGACACCUCAACUCCCAGUGUGGGAGACAGUCGUACGGUCACCGGCAAUCGGCUAUCCUUCUUCUCAAUUUGCGUAUCUGCUGCCAUUACGUACUCAGGUCUCGGUAUGGACUUCUUUGUCUACUGGCCGACCACGGCUUCACGACCCUUGAUUUUCAUUAUGACUUUACUGGGCCUCACACUUUCCUUCACCUUUGCCUUUGUGCUGGGAGCAGGGGUAGCUUCAGGCAUUUACAAGUCAGACGCAUACAUGAAUGCUUGGACCAAUUCACAGGGUGGAUCGGGGUCAGGAGCUUUACUGGUCGAAGCCUAUUCUCCCUUGGGCACUUUUGGCAAGUUCUGUGCUGUCAUCGCUGCAUUGGGCGGCAUUGCAAACAUGAUUCCACCGACGUAUUCGUCCGGGGUCGACUUUCAGAUGCUCAAUCGAUACUUUGACAGGGUCCCCAGAGUCAUCUGGAACACCCUUGGUGCCGUCAUCUACACAGUUUGCGCUUUGGCCGGGCGCAACAAUCUCGGCGUAAUCUUUACUAAUUUUCUAGCGUUAAUGGGGUAUUGGGUCGCCAUAUGGGUGGCGAUUUUACUCGAAGAGUUCCUCAUCUUCCGGAAAGCAAAGUCAUCUAAUUAUGACUGGCACGUGUGGAAUCACAGAGGAAAGCUUCCAGUCGGGGUUGCAGCACUUGUGGCAUUUCUAAUCGGCUGGGCAGGCGCGAUUCUUUGCAUGGCCCAGGUCUGGUACACUGGCCCAAUUUCUAGACUGGUCGGUGAUCAUGGCGCCGACAUGGGCAACUACGUCGGGUUUUCCUGGGCAGCAUUGGUCUACCCGCCCCUACGUUGGUUUGAGCGGAAACGCUUUGGAAGAUAG